Molecule: messenger RNA, 2898 nt
Organism: Adineta ricciae
Lineage: Eukaryota; Metazoa; Rotifera; Eurotatoria; Adinetida; Adinetidae
Source: the annotation of a GenBank genome assembly
AUGUCAAUUAUUCGAUAUAAAUACAAAGCAGAUCGAGAUUUUGGAUCUGUACAAUUUGAAGGCACGAGUUGUUAUCUCGGAGAUCUCAAACGAUUGAUCAUUGAAAAGUCAUCUCGAUCCGGAUCAAAUCAUCCAAAGGAUGAUUACGAUUUGAUUAUUAGUGAUGCAACAACGCAUGAGGAAUACAAAGAUAAUUCGAAUAUGAUUCCACGUAAUACAAGUGUUAUCGUUACUCGUCGUAUUCGUGGUACAUUUGAAUCUUUAACACCAUCAACAACUCAAAAACCAGUUGUUUCACAAGAUGAUAUUGUUAAAGAAUAUUUACUGCCCGCUAUCUCUCAACUGACACAAAUGACAACUUCUUCUGGAAAGAAUCCAUCGACAAUAGCUGAAAAUAAAGCAGUUUCAUUAGAAAUGCUGACUCCACCUUCGACCACAAUGGAAACAAGUGAACUAAAUGAAGAUGAACGAAUCCAAGAAAUUCUUCAAACUUCUCGUUCUCAAUAUUUGCCACCACAUCGACCGAGUAACACAUAUACGUGUCACAAUUGCAAACAAUCGGGCCAUUCACGAAACCAUUGUCCACUUCUUCUGCAGUCGUCAUCUGCCAAUCCAAAUACUCAAGGAACAGCUGAUGGCAAAUCUGAUCAUACAAAAUUCACAGCAUAUCAUCAAGGAAAUCGUUCGCACCAUCGUGGCGCAGGACGUGUACGACAUGAAUUUGUACCGAAAAAUCCCACCGGAAUUCCACGUGCAAGUCUUAUUCAUAUUCCAAGACAUAUUCACGGUGCUUUCAGAGAUCCAAGUGGUGCUUCUGUUGUACCACGACAAAUGGCUCAAUUAAUUAUAGAAAACAGUGAAAAGAAAGCAGAUACAUCUGCUCAAUUGACUCAACAAUUUCUAGAAAGAGAUGCCUUUCCAUCGGGCCCAUCCUCAUCAAUGUUGCCAACAAAAUCCGCUGAAGAAGAAGCAUCCCCACCCAAUGAUCUUCUAUGCCCUAUAUGUAAACAAAUUUACACUGAUGCGGUGAUUACACCAUGUUGCCAUAAUAGCUUUUGCGAUCACUGUAUACGCACAGCUUUAAUCGAAAGUGAAGAGCAUGAAUGUCCGCAUUGUCAUCGCCAACAUGUUCCUAUCGGUCAAAUUAAUCCAAAUUUAUUCUUACGAAAGCAUAUCAACAAUUGGUUAGAAGAACAACAACGAAAAUCUUCUUGCCCAUACAAGUCAACGGUGAAUUAUUCAUCACCCUCAAUAAUUGACAAAGAUCUUGAUCCAUCAGCAAUACAAUCAUCUACCAAUCAAUCGUCAAAUGAUGUCGAAACGAACGAUGAAGAUGACGAUGAUGAAGAUGAUACGACAAAGACGAGCCUUCAGAUAAAACCGCAACCAACAGUGAAAACUGCGCCGAUUGUUAUUCGAAUGCAACCACUUCGACGUGAUCAGUCACCACCCAUUGCUUCAACAAAACAGACUGAUACAACACUUGAAGAUGGAAAAAAAUCAGUUGAUACAGACCAACCAACACCUAGUCAAAAGGAUGUUAAUUACCAAUCAUUAACAGAAAAUCCUGAUAUCGGAGAAGAAAUAUCAAAUACAGAAACGGAUACGAAUACUUCAGAAGACGUCAAAUCUGACGGUCAAAGUCCUUCUUCUCAAGUAGCAUCAACUGAUACCAUUCCUUCAAUCCCAUUGACAACAACUACAAUACCCACUGCGGCGUCUGUAACUCCACAGUAUUAUCCAACUCUGCCCCAUGACCAACAUUUACAUCAUAACAUUGUCUAUCCUCCGGCAUCUUCACCUAAUUUCUAUCCAAUUCAUCAUAACAUUUAUCCUCCAUUUGUUCAUCCUCCUUAUCCCGGUGUUCAUCCAUCGCUCAUCUCUCCUUCAAUGGUACCACCUGGUGGUUAUCAUCCUUAUCCUCUGCAACCAAUAUAUCCACCCACUCAUCCUUUCAAUGGCUCACAUCUUCAACAUAAUCCCAUCAACGGAUAUCACGUCACACAUUACGAAACAGCAAAUGUUUCUUCGCUUCAUCAUCCCGGUACAACAUAUGCAGCAACGUCAACAUUGAUUGCCCAUCAUCAUCAACAACAACCACCACAACAACAUCAUGAACCGACGGGACAAAUAACACCAAAACCAAUCGAAUUAACUCUUUCAAAAGAUGAAUUCUACACACGACAACGACGUGUUCAACGAAAUAAACGAUCGAAUAGUCGCCAUCGUUCUCCUUCAUCCUGUUCUUCAUAUACCAGCAGUGACUCGCGUGAUUCAUCCUUCGCUCGACAGCGUCGUCGACGCUCUCCACAUAGUCGAAAUCGUCGUUAUGAAGACUCGCGAAAGCCGUCACCAAUUCGUGGUGCCCAUCGAGAAAAACGACGUCCGCCACCGUCACCUAAAAUUCGACAACAAUCACCUUCACGCGAUGAUCGUCGCCCAUCUAAAUCUCGAAAAUCACCUCCACGUUCCUAUCAUUCGACUCGUGAAAAACGUCGUUCACCCCGUCCGCCACCAACCGUUUUUCAAUCAACUCAACGUACAUUUGUUUAUCUGGAUGAAUCUUCCACUUCCAAACAACAUUCCGAUCGACAUCGCGAUCAUCAUCGACGAAAAACUCGUUCGAAAUCUCCUCCAUCCUCUGUAAUUGUAUCCUCAGAAACACGACCAAAAACUCUCGCAUCACGAGUUGAACCAGUCAUCAAUGAAAAACGUUCUUCUUCAAUUUUGUCAAACUCAUCGAAUAAGAUCCAUUCGAGUGACGCAAAUUCCAAUAACGAAAAUAAACGAAAGAAACAUCAUCAUCAUAGUACAAAAAAAUAUCAACGUCAUCGUCGUUCGACAAGUGAAGACAAUCGAACUAAUCCAAAGGCAAUUCUCAAUGAAACAGUAACUUAG